AACAAAAACGCAGAGAGAAAGUGAACAACGUAGUGAGAAGUAUUAAAAUGCUUUUAUCUGAUAGUUGACGGCGUCACACCUGGAAUGACUUAAUUUCCUCUGUGUGUGACAGUAAACAGAGAGGAGGUCACCUAUCACCUGUGGGUUUUUUGACCUAGUUUAUAGCAGCGGGGGCGGAGGGUUGCUGUAUAAAGGACCGAGGCUCAGAGACGUCUUCACAUCAGCACCUCCAGACAGCUGAGAAGUCUCUCUCUCUCUCUUCUCUCCGUACGGAUUAACGUCACUCACCUGUUGGCACCAUGAAGCUGGCCUCCGUCGUCAUCGCCUCCUUCCUCCGCCCGGCGCUCGCCGCUCUCGCCCUGCUGCUUCUGAUGGGUUGGGCGGAGGAGGCGGCGGCCCACCCGUUCCACCGGACGCUCAGCCGGCCGCUGCAGGACCCGAAGACGCACGGCGCCAUCAGGGAGGUGUCACAACACGCUCAGAGGAAGCAGCCGGAGGAAGACACGAGCUCCAGACUGAUGCCCAGAGUCAACACUAACCAGAACAACGUGGAGAUCUGCUGCCUCCACGCCAACAUCCUGGACUUCUACCUGCACAACAUCCUGCAUCACUAUGACAGCGAGCAUCCCAGCAUGCACCAGCUGAAGACCGACCUCCACCGUGUGAGCCAGGACCUGCAGGCUCAGGGCUGCAACGUGACUCAUUAUCACGACCAUCAACACGCUGUUGAGUUCCGUAAGAAGCUGGAGAAGAUGGAGGGCGAGCGAGGCAUUAACAAAGCAGUGGGAGAGAUCGACAUCUUGUUCACGUACCUGCACGAUUACUGCAAGGCGCCCAGACGCUCCGCCUCCAGCUCUAACUCAAACUCCGCCUCCAACCGCGCCUCCAAAUCUGCCACUGCCGCUCCAACCACCACCGCCGCUGCCGCUGUUAACUGACGCCUCAGGGCUUCCUAAGAAACAUAUUUAUUGUAUUUAAACAUUUAGCACAUUUUUAUACUUUUAUUUAUUUAAUAAUUUAAUUGUAUCUUUGU
Molecule: messenger RNA, 1033 nt
Organism: Austrofundulus limnaeus
Lineage: Eukaryota; Metazoa; Chordata; Actinopteri; Cyprinodontiformes; Rivulidae
Gene: il22
Product: interleukin 22
Exons: 6
Coding region: 300-938 (212 amino acids)
Cellular component (GO): extracellular region
Source: RefSeq, a predicted model, not a curated record